AUGCGAAAUAUAUAUCGUUCGGAAAGGAGAAGAAAACCGAUGACUGAUACAGUUUCACUUGAACAAUUGGUUUACCUGUCCUUGGGAGAUCCUGAGGCAGGAGCUGUGAACUUCAAUGUGUUAAAAACUCUUCUUUUACAAAUGCUCAAAGCAAUGAAUUUAUUCAAUUAUAAACCGACAAUGACCGAUCAUGAUCAACGCGCAAUCAAAGAAGCGCUAUCGACUUCGACAACACCGCGACAACACGUGAAAUUUGACCAAGAUGGAUCGACGAGUCAAGUCGACGAAAGUGACGAUAUGAACAAUGAAAAUAAGCAAAAAAUUCAACGAAGAAAACGUGAUCGAAGUCAAGAUCGUUUGACAUCAUUAGAAGAGAAAGUUUCCCGUUUUGAAUCCCAAUUAAAUGCUCUAAACGAAAUACCAUCAAACUCAGAAAUUAUCGAUCGUGCUAAACAAAUACCUAAACAUACAUCUGAUGACAAAAGUUCUUCCAAAGCAGCAACUCGUCAAGGGCCUAUACUUGAAGUUUGGCAAUAUACUCAAAUGGAGAAACGUCUAGAAUCGGCGGAAAACGGAAUAACACGACUCGCUUCAUUACUUCAAGAUCUUAUUUCCGAUAUGAAUGAUUUGAAAGAAUCGCAUGAAAACGUCAAACAAACAACUGAUGAAUUGAAACGGCUUGUCGAUGCGUUGAACAAAGAAAAACACGAUUGGGCCAAGAAAUCAGAUGUGGAGAAUUUAGAUGACAAAAUUCGCAAUCUAGAAAAUUUAUUAGCAUCACUACGUGAUCGUUUUGAUGAACUAGCGAAGAAAAGCCACGAACCACAAAUCGAUCCGGCUAAUAUCGUCACGUGGGAUCGAUUAGAAGAUGCAUUUAAUAGUGGUCGAGAAUCCGUAGAAAAAUCUCCUCAUCAACCAUCAACCGGUAUGGCUUCAACGCGAGACACACGAUUCACUGAAAACCAAACAUCCGACAAACGAAAGGACCUAUCUGCUGGAGGACACGGAGCACCAUCGGAUAAACUUCUCAAACUUUUAGCGCUCUUAGGAACAUUGAAUGAUCGUCAUGAACAAUUACGAGCAUUAGUAGAAGAAUUACAAAAUAAAAAACUUGAUCGUGAUGAAUUCGAAGCAUUUAAAAAUCAACAUAAAGAUUUAUUGGAUCGUCUUGCUGCACUCGAACGUGAUUUGCAAGAUAUUCUCUCGAAAGAACCAUCGGCACCAGCGGUACCUGUAGCACCAGUGAUCAUCCGAGAAGAACAACCACAGGCUGGACAACGAUCGGAUCAUUCAGAAGACAUUGCCGAUUUUCGAACGGCUCUACAACGUCUGCGUGAAGAUCUCGAUCGAUUGAAAAAACUUGUUCAAGACUUGGUUAAUAAAGGAAAUCUAUCUUCACAAGAUAUUGAGAAAUUGAAGAAGCUAAUUGAACAAUUAGAACAAAAUAAAGCGGAUAAAACUUAUGUUAACAAUGAACUUGAUAAAAAAGCUGAUAAACGCGACUUGGAUAAUCGUGUUCUGAAGAAAGAUUUCAACUCUGCUUGCAAUGAACUAUCGCAAAAUAUCAAUGAUUGCAUGCAGAAAUUCAACGUUCACGAAGAUAUUCAAAAACAAGAUUUAAACAAAAUGAAUACUGAUAUUGAUGGUAAAAUCAAUCGUUCUGAACUCGAUGCUUUACGUGAAUAUCUGGAGAAACAAUUGAAGAAAUUAAAGAGAUUAGCGAAAGAUCCACAACCCGCUCAACAACAACAUCAACACGUACCUAUUAUGUCUGAAGAUGAAGCAGCUGGUUUACGAAAGCCGCUUAUUCGUUUUCAUUGCAUCAGUUGUGAUCGUCCCAUUGAUGUUCAACCACACCCACAACAGCCGAGUCUUCCAGCAAAUCUGGGUAUGCGUCCCAUCCAGUCACCCCGACCAUACACCACCUACGAACUGGACCAAAUUCGCCAAUUUCAAAAGAGUCAGCAGUUUAGCAAUGACCUCGGCGGCGGUGUGGCAGACGUAUACGCAACUGUUCGACAAUGUGGUGGUUCACAUACAACAACAUUACCAUUUAAGCGUCAAAUCAAAACACAACCAACGGUAUCAGAAGAAGGACUUGUCGCUAAAAAUGAAGUUGAUAUAAAAGGUCAUGAUGGUGUUAUUUACAAGGGCAGAAUCGAUGUGAAUAAAUUACCUGCUGUCGAUAUGCAAAAGAAGACCUCAGUUGCUCUACUUACUCCUGCGCCGCCGCAACGACUUCGAUCGGAUUCUCAUCCGAGUCCAUAUCAUCAUACAAUGAAUCAUGGAUCUUUUGCUAAUAACGAUCAAGAGCUAAAUGGCGUGUCUCCGGUUAUUCCAAAUCUUGAACCAGCUUUACCACGCGAAGAAACGUUUACUUAA
Molecule: messenger RNA, 2382 nt
Organism: Adineta ricciae
Lineage: Eukaryota; Metazoa; Rotifera; Eurotatoria; Adinetida; Adinetidae
Source: the annotation of a GenBank genome assembly